Exophiala mesophila is the source of this 768-nucleotide messenger RNA. RefSeq lists its product as uncharacterized. Lineage: Eukaryota; Fungi; Ascomycota; Eurotiomycetes; Chaetothyriales; Herpotrichiellaceae. The record is from RefSeq and is a predicted model, not a curated record. Gene Ontology annotation, cellular component: cytosol. Gene Ontology annotation, biological process: cytokinin biosynthetic process. Bases 1 to 768 code for a protein of 255 amino acids. Gene Ontology annotation, molecular function: hydrolase activity, hydrolyzing N-glycosyl compounds. The transcript is spliced from 2 exons.
AUGGCCGCGUCACACAAGGAGACAAUGUCCAACGGCAAACAGCCGGUAGUAUGUGUUUUUUGCGGCUCAUCGGCUGGCAAAAACCCAGCACAUCUCGAAUCUGCACAGACUCUGGGCACGACUAUUGGCAAAGCAGGCUAUAAGCUCGUCUACGGCGGUGGAACCAUGGGUGUCAUGGGUGAAGUGGCCAAAUCUGUGGUUUCGGUAGCUGGUCCCGACGCCGUCGAGGGUAUCAUCCCGCGGGCCUUGAUCCAGUCUGAAAAGGACGUCUCAAUGAGAAGUGAGACGAGUCGCGCCUCAGCAAAAAAGCCUGAGCGCACCAUGUCCGAGGAGGAUCUGGAACGCAUCGACAGCAAUACCGACCCCGACGUCUAUAUUGUUCCCAAGUCCGAAUUCGGCUCUACCACCAUUGUUCCAGACAUGCAUACCCGUAAGCGGAUGAUGGCUCAGCGUGUCGAGCAGGGAGGAGCUGGCUCUGGCUUUAUCGCUUUGGCAGGAGGAUACGGCACCAUGGAGGAGGUCAUGGAGAUGGUGACGUGGAACCAACUCGGCAUCCACUCGAUUCCCGUUGUCCUCGUCAACAUCAAUGGUUAUUGGAAUGGUCUUCUGGAGCUGGUCAGAAACAGUGUUAGAGAGGGCUUUAUCAGCCCUGGGCAGGCCAACAUCCUGGUCGAGGUCAAGAGUACUGACGACGUCCUGGCUGCCUUGCGUGACUACCAGGUAGCCCCUGGCAGAUACAAGUUGGACUGGGAGACCAUCAAAGUAUAG